AUGGCACCAAACCGCAGACCUACUACCAGGCAGAAGAAAGCUGAAGAAGAGAUUCGCGAAGCCAACUUCACUGCUGCUAUUCAGGCUAUCAGAGAGAAAAAGACCAAGAACCUCCGAACAGCAGCUGCAGAGUUUAAAGUCUCAUACCAUACUCUUUGUCGACGGGCACAGAACCUCACUAAACCUCAUUCAAAAGCCCACAAAAACCUCCAAUUACUUACUGAAGGGCAGGAAGUAACAAUAUGUGUGAACGAGUUAUGCGAUAUAGCUGCGGCCUUGCGAUUACCAGAGACUGGACUUAAGGCAGAGUUGCUCCAGCGAAUCAUGCAGUUCUUCGACGGCCAACCAGAACUCAAGAAAAACCAGCGGUAUGAGGGUUUAUUUAAUCCCUCUUGUUCUCGCAGGCGGUGUUACGACUUGGAUGGUAUCUGUUGGCGACGCUCAAACAGAGCGUGUGUCGUCAAUGGUCGAGGACGUCCUUGGGCUAGCCCAAGUUAG
Molecule: messenger RNA, 498 nt
Organism: Suillus bovinus
Lineage: Eukaryota; Fungi; Basidiomycota; Agaricomycetes; Boletales; Suillaceae
Exons: 1
Coding region: 1-498 (165 amino acids)
Source: RefSeq, a predicted model, not a curated record